UUAACAAUCAUAUUUUUGAAAAUCCGGCAUCUGCAUUUUUUGGCUUUGGAGGGGAGGGGGAUUUGCCCCCCUGUCAAAUCCCGCUGCGUACGCGCCUGAUUAUUUAACUUCUAGUGAAAAUAAGAUGUUCAAUUUUAAUAUUCUAGUUCGAUUAAUAUGAAAAAUACACACCUUUUGUAACUUGGUUGAUUUUUAUUAUUUAUUAUGUCAAGCUGUGAUCCAGAUAAAUUUUUGCAAUUUUCACAUUUUAUAGAUGAUAUUAAGAAACAACAUCUUAAGUCUAUUUUAUUGCGGAGAUAUAUCAUUAAAAUGAAAAAUGAUGGAUAUAAGAAUUGUCACAUUGAACCUAAAUUAAAAUUAUUAUAUAAACGGGGUAUUGAUGAAUGUAUUGAAGAAAUUAGGUUAAUUAAAAAGGCAAUAGGACUUUACCAUCACAUUUUUAAGUUAAAUAAAAUUAACAAUGGCAAUCAAAAUUCUAACCAAGCUAGGAUAGCAGAUUGCCAAAGAAGAUCAUUCCCUAUUUAUAGAAAUACUGUAAAUAAUAGUGUAAAAGAUUAUAGCAAACACUUUAAAAAGGUUUGCAAUGUUUUAAGAAGAGGUGAACUAAUGCAAAUAUUAGAAGUGGAAGCAGCUCAACUACCUAUCUGGAAUAUCACAAAUUCAAAACCUCCGCCUUUAUGUGGUGCACUACCUCCACUUUCCAAUUACAUAUCGCUGCCUGGGGAGAAAGUGGCUGCAUAUAUCAUGGGCCUUAAACCACUUAGGAAAUCAUUUAAUAACGAUUAUAUUGAUCCUGAAAAUGGAUCUAUCAAACAUAAUUCUAUAAAAAUUAUUAGCACUAAUGAUAUGAAUAGUAUAUGUGGAAAUAGCAAUUUUUCAACUGAAAGCUAUUUUCACAAAAGAGUCAUUAGCUCUAAAUCGAUUAAUACAAAACCUAUCAAAUUAGCUCUCAGGCGUUUAACCAAUACAUUUGCUACGCCUCAAAAUCAAGGAACACACACCAGAAGGAUCAAAUUAAAUCGUACCGAACCUUUCAAGUUGCAAAGAAAUGCUGCUAAAAUAGCUAGGCUCAACAUUAGCAAACAUUCACAUCACACUAAUGUGUCCCAAUCUAAUAUUCACAAAUAUAGUGCUUUUAUGAACGAUGAAUGCAAUAAUGAAGUUAUCACGAAUUCUGAAUUGCUCUGUGAUUGGUCCGGUGAUGUUAAAAAAUCCGAACAUAAGCCCAAAAUUUUUUAUGCCUCCACACCUCUCAAGCAUAAAUUCCAACGAUCGGUUGGCGAGAAUGAUGCGGAUGCCACCAUGGAAUCAAAAAAUAAAAUAACUUGCUUUUCCCAAGAAACACAGCUAGAGGACGAGAACGUAUGGAUUCUCGCGAAAGUGGGCAAAUUUUGGCCUUCUAUUCCUAGGUUUACUAACGAAGAAUAUAGUCAAACCAAAGAUUCGAAUCUUAAAAUGACACCCUCCCUAAAAAUCACGAAAUCUGGACACUGUAAAAUAAAGAAAAACAGCGCGGGAGCUUUAUAUGGCGGCAUGUACGAGAUAAUUGAUGUGGACGAGAGUAGAGAGAGAUAUCUGGUUAAUCCUUCAAACAUUAUACCCCUGCCAUGUUUCAGGGCGGAUCCUGUGAACCAUCCUAAAGCGUUUUACGCUCCGGGAACGUCAGUCCUGGCCAGAUAUCCUCAAACUACUUGUUUUUACAAAGCGCUAAUUCACGAAAUACCCUCGCACGUGGAUAAAUGUUACAUGGUCAUAUUUGAUGAUCCACUUUACCCAGACGGUUAUUCUCCACCUUUGCCUAUACACCAAAAAUAUAUCAUCCCAUUCAAAUUAUCAACUUAAUUUAUUUUUAAAAAUAUUUUUUGUAUGUUACUUCUUUACUUUUAAUUUUUAUAUAUAGAGAAUAAAUCUACUUUGAUAUUUUUUACAAGUUAGUGUUUUUAAAAUCUUCGAUAUGUUUUUUUUGACUUAAGGGUAUUAUAUUUUUUAUCGAAGAUUUUUAGAUGUCAUCUGAUAUAAAUUAUUGAAAGUUUUAUCUAAAACAAUAUGUAAUUUUUUUCAUUAGUAAAAACAAAUUUUAUUUGUAAUCUUAACAAUUUAUAUAGUCAUCUAACAUUUUUUUGGUUGAUUUUUAAUGAAAAUUUUUUAAUUAUAACAUUAUAUCCCAUUUUUAAAAAAAUAAUAUGCAUUCAUAUUUGGCAUAAGUAAAAAUAGAUAAGGUCAGGUUAUAA
Molecule: messenger RNA, 2231 nt
Organism: Gordionus sp. m RMFG-2023
Lineage: Eukaryota; Metazoa; Nematomorpha; Gordioida; Chordodea; Parachordodidae
Exons: 13
Coding region: 205-1842 (545 amino acids)
Cellular component (GO): SAGA complex
Source: RefSeq, a predicted model, not a curated record